AAAGCCGUAGAAAAGACAUUGACUGAAACCCGGGCAAUGCAGCUGACAAAAAUUCAAGCUUUCCCUUGUGUCUUUUUUGCUCUCAUUUUCUUCUUCUCUGUAUCCCACUCUUGCAUUUUCACUGUCACAAACAACUGCCCCCACACCAUAUGGCCCGGGACACUAGCGGGUGCGGGAACACCCCAGCUUCCGACCACCGGGUUUCGCCUCAACUCAGGGCAAAGCAUAAGGAUUCCUUCUGUUCCGGGAUGGUCGGGACGGAUUUGGGCCAGAACAGGCUGCACAUUUGAUGCGUCGGGAGUGGGAAAAUGUGUAACGGGGGACUGUGGUGGGCGGUUAGAAUGUGACGGCAGUGGUGCAACUCCUCCCGCAUCUCUCUUUGAGAUAACGCUCGGCAUGGGCGAUGACAAGGAUUUCUAUGAUGUCAGCAUGGUCGACGGCUACAAUCUGCCCAUGGUCGCAGCGCCAGUAGGCGCUUUUGGUGCCUGUAAUGCCACUGGGUGCGCUUCAGACAUCAACAUGGGUUGCCCAAAGGAGCUUCAAGUGGUGGGGGGAGAAGGGGAAAAUGGAGGAGGGGGUGGUGUGGUUGCAUGCAAGAGUGCAUGCGAGGCAUUUGGGUUGGACCAGUAUUGCUGCAGUGGGCAGUUUGCUAACCCAACCACCUGCAAACCUUCUUUCUACUCAACCAUUUUCAAGAGAGCCUGUCCAAGAGCCUAUAGCUACGCUUUUGAUGAUGGCACAAGCACUUUUACUUGCAAGGCAUACGAGUAUUCCAUUGUUUUCUGCCCUCAAAGUAACGGGCAGAGAAAACCAGACAAUCCAUUAACGCCUCCAACAAUACCAAUAGGAGAUCCAAGCCAUGAGGAAUCAGUGCGAAUGGUUUCCUCAUCCAACACGCUCUUACCGAUUCCGACGCUAGUAAUGCUUUUGAUCCUCAGUUUAAUCUCAUGAACAGAUCCUGCAACUUUGAGCUCGAGCCAUAUCAAGUGGUUCUGCAAAAGAGAACAAUCUGCGUGCGACCUUCAACGGUGAAAAAUGACGAACCAAGAUGUUAGGAAUCAACGAGAGCAAGAAUGCUCAGAAAAGCCGAUUGAUUGGCUUGUGUCCUGACAUCAGAAUGUACUUGCUCAUAUACUCCAAUUAGAUAGACGCCUUUAAAAUUUUUAAAUCUU
Molecule: messenger RNA, 1172 nt
Organism: Morus notabilis
Lineage: Eukaryota; Viridiplantae; Streptophyta; Magnoliopsida; Rosales; Moraceae
Product: thaumatin-like protein 1
Exons: 3
Coding region: 37-951 (304 amino acids)
Biological process (GO): defense response
Cellular component (GO): extracellular region
Source: RefSeq, a predicted model, not a curated record